GUUUGUUCUGACAUUUCUGCUGUAUUUAAGUGAACACUGCAGGGUAGCAUAUGGUAGUGUUGUUGUGUGGAGACUUAAGAGACAGGAUGGGUUCUCAUUCCUCUUCAUGACGGUACUUUGGAUUAAGCUAGCCGCAGUGUUAGCGGGCUUCACCUGUUACAGUUCACAGCCAUAUGAGUGACAGAAGGUCGUGUCCAGUGUAGUUUGAUCGCUUGUGCUCAUUGUGCUGUUAUUAACAAAGUCCAGGUUUUGAAAUCACUCACUGUUCAGACUGUGCAGACUACAGCACACAGCCACAGUCGACGCUAGCUGUGCUCCUUUAGCUAACGUUUGUAGAGCUUGUCAUGGGACUCACCAGCCUUGAUAAGAUUAUUGCCCUGCAGAGGAGCCCUGCCAACAUCAGAAACCUGUGCAUCCUGGCCCAUGUUGAUCAUGGUAAAACUACUCUGGCUGAUUGCUUAGUGGCAAGUAAUGGUAUCAUAUCAAGUCGACUGGCUGGGAAGCUGAGGUACCUGGACAGCCGAGAGGAUGAACAGAUCAGAGGGAUCACAAUGAAGUCCAGUGCCAUCUCUCUGCAGUACAGACACGGAGAUCAAGACUAUUUACUAAACCUGAUUGAUUCUCCUGGUCAUGUCGACUUCUCGUCUGAAGUUUCCACUGCUGUCAGACUGUGUGAUGGUGCCAUUGUAGUUGUUGAUGCUGUGGAGGGAGUGUGUCCACAGACCCAAGCUGUGCUCCGUCAGGCGUGGCUGGAGAACAUCAGGCCUUGUCUGGUCAUCAAUAAGAUAGACCGACUCAUUGUGGAGCUAAAGCUCACCUCUCAGGAAGCUUACACCCACCUGCAGAAGAUCCUGGAGCAGGUGAAUGCAGUGACAGGGAGUUUGUUCACAUCCAAAGUGCUGGAGGAGCGAGCGGAGAAGGAGAAGGGGGAGGAGGAGGAGGAGAAAGAAAGUGAAACAUUGAAUGGAGAUCAGGUUUACGACUGGAGCGCCGGGCUGGAGAAAACUGACGACUCCCAUCUCUACUUUUCUCCUGACCAAGGAAAUGUGGUCUUUGCCAGCGCCAUAGAUGGGUGGGGUUUCAGCAUCCAACAGUUUGCACACAUCUACAGCCAGAGAAUGGGUAUUAAGGCAGACGUGCUGCUCAAAACUCUGUGGGGAGAUUUCUACCUCAAUGCAAAAGCAAAGAAGAUCAUGAAAGGAGCUCAGGCCAAAGGAAAGAAGCAACUGUUUGUGCAGCUUGUGUUGGAUAACAUCUGGAGUUUAUAUGAUGCAGUUGUCACUAGAAGAGACAAGGAGAAGGUGGAGAAGGUGGUGACAUCCCUGGGGCUAAAGGUGAUGGCCAGAGACUCUCGUCACUCCGACCCUAAAGUCCUCCUUUCUGCAAUAUGCAGCCAGUGGUUACCUAUAUCCCAUGCUGUCCUCUCAAUGGCGUGUGAGAAGCUUCCCAGUCCGUUAGACAUGUCGGCAGAGAGGGUGGAGAAACUGAUGAGUGUUGGAGCGCGACAGUUUGAUACAUUGCCUGAACAGACUCAGGAGCUUAAAAAAGCGUUCCUCCAGUGUUCAAGCAAGGAGAAUGCUCCAGCCAUCAUCUUUGUGUCGAAGAUGUUUAAUGUGGACACCAAGGCCCUGCCUCAAAACAGACAGAGGCCUUUGACCCAAGAAGAAAUUGCCCAGCGCAGGGAGCUGGCUAGACAAAGACAUGCUGAGAGGUUGACAGCUGAUCAGAAGGCAGCAGAGAGCCAUGAAGACCUCACCCAGUCAGGGAGUGCUCCACAGGAAGCCCAACCUGCAGGACACAGUACAGCUAAGAUGGAGAUUCGGACAUUGAAAGACUCAAAGCCAGAAGAGGAGGAGGAGCAUAAGGAGACCUUCAUUGCAUUUGCGAGGGUCUACAGCGGGGUGGUAAAGAGAGGACAGAGGGUAUUUGUACUGGGACCAAAGUAUGACCCCGCCCAGGGCCUGAGCAUGCUGCCAGAGGGUCCCAGUGCCUCACAGUGUGUGCCUGAGGUGCCACAUCUAUCCUGCUGUUCCUUGGAAAGCCUGUACCUGCUGAUGGGCAGAGAGCUAGAGGACCUGGAGGAGGUGCCUGCAGGAAAUGUCCUGGGUAUUGGAGGCCUGGAGGAGUACAUCUUGAAGUCGGCAACCCUGUCAACAUCCCCUGCCUGCCCGCCCUUCACCCCGCUCAACUUUGAGGCCACGCCCAUCGUACGGGUUGCCAUAGAACCUAAACAUCCAAGUGAGAUGCCAAAGCUGGUGCGUGGGAUGCGUCUGUUGAAUCAGGCAGAUCCCUGUGCUGAAGUUCUGAUCCAGGAAACCGGAGAACAUGUCCUGGUCACGGCUGGAGAAGUUCACCUUCAGCGCUGCCUGGACGACCUCCGAGAAAGGUUUGCUAAAAUUGAGAUCAGCGCAUCCAAGCCCAUCAUUCCAUUUAGAGAAACAGUUGUACGCCCUCCAAAAGUGGACAUGGUGAAUGAAGACCUGGGCAAGCAGCAGAAAGUAGCUAUCAUUCACCAGGUGAAAGAACAGGCCUCUCAGGGCCGUUCAUCUGACACUCUACAUGUGGACCCAAGUGGUCUGGUCACCCUCACCACUCCCAACAGAUUGGCCACUGUGAGUGUCCGGGCGAUCCCGCUACCAAAGGAAGCGACCGAUCUGUUGGAGAGUAGCACAGAGCUGAUACGGACUCUGGAGCAGCUUAACAUGUCUUUGAGGGAGGGUAAGAGUCUGGACGUCAGCCUUCGGACCCUGGAGGCUAUCGCUGGACUCAAGGCCCAGCUGGAAUGCUUGUUGCCUGGGAGGAAGUGGAGAAACGCUGUGGAGCAAAUCUGGUCCUUUGGGCCUCGAAGAUAUGGUCCCAACAUUUUGCUGAAUAAUGUUGAGGGCUACCAGCGGCCCUCGCUGUGGCAGUGUCUGGCUACGGUACACAAAGCUGGUGAGUCUGGAGCUCAGACCACUGCUAUACGGGACUUUGAUAACAGCAUUGUCAGUGGCUUCCAGCUGGCAACUCUGUCAGGGCCCAUGUGUGAGGAGCCCCUGAUGGGAGUUUGCUUUUCUGUGGAGAGGUGGGAUAUUCAGUCCUCAGCCUUGUCACAACAUCAGGACUCCUUGGAGGAAGACUCCAUAUCCAAUGAGACUUCAGUAGACAGCAACAUGGAAAGAAGCACAAAGAUAUCUCCACCGAUGGAAGGAAUGGCAGCAGGUCUGAGCCAGGCCAAACCCAGGCCAGAGGCUGCAUCUACAGACUGCUAUGGGCCAGUCUCAGGCCAGCUGAUCGCUGCCAUGAAGGAGGCCUGCCGUCACGCUUUCCUGGUUCAGCCCCAGAGACUCAUGGCUGCCAUGUAUACCUGCGAAAUCAUGGCCACCGCUGAGGUCCUCGGCCGAGUAUAUGGUGUAAUUGGGAAGCGAGAGGGUCGCGUCCUCCAUGAAGAGAUGAAGGAAGGGACAGAGAUGUUCAUUAUCAAGGCCAUUCUGCCUGUGGCUGAGAGCUUUGGAUUUGCUGACGAGAUCCGCAAGAGGACCAGUGGAUUGGCCAGUCCACAGUUGGUCUUCAGCCACUGGGAGGUGAUCAGCAGUGAUCCAUACUGGGUUCCCACCACUGAAGAAGAAUACCUGCACUUCGGGGAGAAAGCUGACUCCGCCAACCAGGCUCUCAAAUACAUGAAUGCUGUCCGCCGCCGCAAAGGUCUUUAUGUGGAGGAGAAGAUUGUGGAGCAUGCAGAGAAGCAAAGAACACUCAGCAAGAACAAGUAGAGAAGGAAAACACAGAAGAUACCUCAUUUAGCAGUUCCUCCUGUCAGGCUGUGAGGCACGGCUGACGUCCUUUGUCCAGAUGCAGGCACAUACUGAACACCAUGACUGUGCUCUUCCAUCACUGACAUUUAUGAUCAUUUGCAGAGGGAUAGAUGUCAUGUCCAGAUGCAGCUAUUCUGUUUUUGAAGAUGUCCUCAUCAGUUGGGGCAAAUGACACAUAUAUAUUGACAAUAAAGAAUUAAAAAGUCUGCUGACUUUUUUAUAGAUCAUUUUGUUUUAAAUUCAAGUACAUAUUCUCAUGUAAAGAUACAAUGUGCAGUAAAUAAUAGCGACUCAAAUGGCCAGAUUAAUGGUAAAAGAAAAAUAAACAAAUGUGUUGCAAUUUUGGUAUGGGCAUUAUAUGUCUUUUCUUUACUGGUAUACUGUAGUGUAAAAUAACCAUAGUAAGUAGAUAGUGGUCAGUAUAAAAUAACCACGGUUAAGUAAAUAGUUGCCAGUGGAAACUGAUAAUAACUGUUAUAAUGAUAAAAGUAAGAAACAAAGGACAAUAAGUGUGAGAGACUUGCUGAAACAUACUACUGGGCACCAGCUGACUGAAAUAGGCAUGUACUGAUUAAAGCUGCUGUAGUGUGAUGAUGUGAAGUGUGAACCAAGUAUACAACACUUUUAUUGUUCUUUAAAAAUGCAGUGCCAAGAGUGAUCAGAUAUAAAGGGAUGCGAAGAGUAACUGGUCGACAUGCAGUUCUGCACGUGCGCCAAUCUUCGCGCAAGCGCAGAAGGUAAUACAGGGUUUUUCCACAAGAGGUACAGGGAUUUUCCAUAAGAAAUAUGGGAUUAUUCCAUAGAGAAAUAGCAGUGUCAGCAGAAAUAAAGAAGAAUAGGGAUUGGUUGAAGCCAUGAUGGAAUGGACACUCCCAGUUUUCUGUGUUUAAAAGAGGAUGUUCAGGGCUUCGAACCUAGGGACAGUUUGGAUUUUUCACAGAUUUUGUCUGUGUCUGAUCCCAUUCUUUUUUGCCGGCAAAUAAAGUCCUACUGCACUCAGC
Acanthopagrus latus (yellowfin seabream) is the source of this 4795-nucleotide messenger RNA. RefSeq names its product elongation factor like GTPase 1 (gene efl1). Gene Ontology annotation, molecular function: GTP binding; GTPase activity; ribosome binding. Gene Ontology annotation, cellular component: cytosol; ribonucleoprotein complex. The transcript is spliced from 23 exons. The coding region runs from base 345 to 3752 and encodes 1135 amino acids. Gene Ontology annotation, biological process: cytosolic ribosome assembly. Lineage: Eukaryota; Metazoa; Chordata; Actinopteri; Spariformes; Sparidae. The record is from RefSeq and is a predicted model, not a curated record.